Molecule: messenger RNA, 3518 nt
Organism: Carassius auratus (goldfish)
Lineage: Eukaryota; Metazoa; Chordata; Actinopteri; Cypriniformes; Cyprinidae
Product: synemin
Exons: 4
Coding region: 172-3372 (1066 amino acids)
Biological process (GO): intermediate filament cytoskeleton organization; fast-twitch skeletal muscle fiber contraction
Cellular component (GO): neurofilament cytoskeleton; intermediate filament; costamere
Molecular function (GO): intermediate filament binding; structural constituent of muscle; structural constituent of cytoskeleton
Source: RefSeq, a predicted model, not a curated record
GUCUAUGAGUAGGACUUGCUAACUGGACGUGGGAUCAGCUGAAAUCCUCCGCACUUGUUCGACUCUGCCUCCGCCCUGCGCUUCGACAACAGAUGACAACAAAAGACCUGAAAAGCUUAACACAUUUAAGCGUCAAGCAACGCCAUUAGAUUUACACUAUUACAAAGGAAAAUGUUUCGAAUGCGAGAACCGUUUGAAAGCGACAAGCUCCAACUGCAGGAGCUCAACCAAAGACUCAGCCAGUACCUAAUGCGCACAAAACAGUUAGAAGAAGAAAAUACCAGCUUGAUAAGUGAAAUAAAUUCAGUCAGAAAAAACAGGUCUGGAGAAUGGGAAAACAAACACAUGUCCGAGCUACGGGAAAUGAGGAGACUGGUGGAGCGGUUAAAUUUCGAGAAAUGCAGAGCAGAGAUGGAGCGCCAGAAGCUGCGCGAGGAACUUCAGAUGAUUCAAGCGAUGCGUUCAGAGGAGGCUUCGGCGAGCAAAGGCAUCGACACGGAGCUGAAUGCCUGCAACAGGCAGCUCCAUGAUGCUCUUAAGACCAACAGUGCGUUAGAAGAUCGCCUCGUUGAGCUCGAAAACGAAUAUAAGUUUUUGGAAGAUGGCCACAGAACGGAAAUCGCCCACCUGAGGGACCAGGUGCGCUCCCGAACAGUGCGCGUUGUGACUCAAACGUGUCACGCACCUCCAGCUGUAUCGAUGGAAGAGGUGCAGGAGUAUGCGGCCAACUUCACUGAAAGCUGGCAGGGUACUUUGGACAUGUACCGCUUGAGGGUCGAGGAAAUCGAAGAGUCUAUCAAAGCAGACCAAGCGAGGCUGGAGGACAUUCAGAGGGAAAAGAGGGACAGUGCUGCACAGUUCAAAAGGCUGCGUGACGAAAUUGAGAAACAAACACAAGUACAGUUGAACCUUGAGGAGCAGCUCAUAAACAUGCAAGACAGUUUCGGAGAUGAAAUCUGCCGGUAUCAGGCUAUCAUUGAAGAACUGGAGUAUGAGCGCAGAAUGCUGUCUAACACCAUCUCAGAGAAGCUGAAGGACCAUCAGGAUCUUUUACAGGUCAAGAUGGGCCUUGCUCUGGAAGUAGCUGCAUACAGGGCACUCUUGGAAGAAGAAGGCAGACAUGCUCAAACAUGGUCUAAUCAGCAUUCAAGAGAAAGAUUAAUAGAUAAAAAAAGGUUGACCCAUCCUUACACUCCAAGAGUGUCUGUCAAUUCAGUAAGUCGAUCAGAUACAAGACAAAAAGCCUUCUCGGGAUAUGAUGUUAAAUAUAUGGAACCUAUUUCCAGCCUCAGAACCUCAUCUACAAGUCAGUUUCACUCUCGCGAACCCUCCGGGAUUGUGCCUAUCAGUGUAUCAAAUCGUGCAAACCAAAGUCCUGCUUCAAGAAGGGACAUGAUUUCCUUCACCAAAGCAGCACAGGUAUCUGCUUCAAGUACCCCAAAACCAGGAGUCUCUGCUGUUGAGAUAAAAAGAGAGGAGACCGAUCAGAGAAUUGUGAGAAAAGAGGUAUCACAGCAGUCUUCAAAGGUCUCAAUUGAUCAUCCCCCCUCUAAAAUCGAAAGUACAACAAGCUCUACAGCAUCAAAAAUAGAGAAACCAAAGCCAGUGAAAGUGAUAUCACCUCCUGUGAACUUGAGUAGGACCAUCACUGAAGAAAGCAGUCAGAAAGAUGAUGAACUAAAAUCAAUGGAUGUCAAACAAGAUGAAGAAAAAUCCAGCAGCAAUGAAAAAAAGGCAGCUAUGAAAGAAGAAGGAAGGGGUGUGAAAGAAUCAAUAGCUGAAGAUGAGAGAGAGUCUGAAAAUGUAGGGCAUAAAGUGUUUGUAGGUGAGGAAAAAGUAUUAGAUGCAGUUUCUAUGGAGGAAAUCAUUCAGCAGGUCAUGAAACCAGCUGGUUUAGAUUCUAAGGUCAGCUCAUCCUCUGACUCAAAAGUCACAUAUCAUGUGGAGAAAACAGAGCAAGAGGAUGGAACCACCAAGACUCAGAUUGUCUUACAAUCUAAAGUCGAGGAGGAGCUGGACCUGUCUGAAGAUUCUGCCUUGGAGGAACUUCUCAGCAAGGGAGUCAAGAAAGUGACCCUGGAGAACAUUAAAGGAACCCCAACUGGAGCCAUGAUCGAGAACUUGCUGAGAGUUGGCCUGCAAGGUGAGAGUUUGGAAAAUAGGUUGGUGAAUGUGGAGAUAAUCCAAGAACCUGUGGAGUCUGACGAGGAGGGUGAAACUGAAAUAGAGGAGACUUUGGAGAUUAAGUCUGAACAACCAAAUAUUGAUCCCUCAUCAAUGUUCUUCCAAAUCGAGGAGCUAGAGAGUGACUCCAAGACCAUGAAACCCUGUGAGAGUGGUUCUGCUGAAGCCUCACAAUAUGGAAACAGUGGCUCUGUGCAGGUUCAGGAAGUUUCCAGAGAUGAAAGCUUACCCUACUUCUCACAUGGCCAAGACUCACAAGAGUAUUUCGUCUUCACUCCCGAAGACAAUAUUUCAGAGUCUGAGGAGGGUGGAACGUUUAUGUCUUAUAGCCAUUAUGGAGUUGUGGAUGAUCUGUCUGAUGAACGAUAUUACCUUGAAGACGACCUCAAACAGCCCACUGCUGAAGGUCACGGUUACAGAGAUUCACCUGAAUACGAACACUCUCUUUUGAGAGACAAUAUCCAAGACUGCAUAAUCGAAGAGGAGGUACAUGUCUCUCCUACCCUGCAACAGUCCAUAGUGGAGAUCCUGAGGGAGGGCUCACUAGACCCUGAACAGCAGCUUAAAGGAGCAUUAGAGCAAAUCCAAGACAAUGUAUCUGGAGCCCUCAAGGAAGAGCUCGGAUUUUUUACGAAAGGUAGAGAAACUCCAGAAAAUGUCUCUGUGGACGUUAAAAAAGUAGAACAAGUUGCAGACAAUGGAACCAUGACCAUUGUGGCAGAGCUUAACGUGACCCAGACACUGGAGGAAUCUGGAUUGCUGGAAGGAGGAGGAGAUGAUCUAUCUGAGGAGCAGAUAGUGGCAGCACUAAGCUCAUCCCACCCAAAGCUCCAGCAGGCUAUCGGCGGAGGAGCUGCAGUAGGAUACACCAUGAAAAUUUCUCAAGAGGAGAUUCAAAUGGAGGGAAUGUCUUGGAUAACCGGCGACGAAGCGAUCCAAGAAUGGAGCUCAACCGAUGAAGCUGGCAAGACAGAAAAACACAUCAAGCUGGGCCCUAGUGAGAAAUCCUUCACUUUUCAGAUGGAUGUAAACAACGGAUCUUCUGCAUCAGCAAGUGGAGGAACCGUCGAUGUACAAAGAGGUGGCGGUGCUACCGAGUUCCCACAGACACAGAUGAUUGACCCCCACUUGAAGGUCUGUCAUGAGAAAAGAAUCGCAACUGUUUAUCUUGAAAGCCCCAAAGAGUGAUAUCAUAAUGAAAUAACAGUGAAAUUACACAUUAUAUCUCAAAAUAGCAUGUCAAUCACAUCAGGUGUUGUAAAACAUAAUCCAAAAUCCAUGGUCCAUCAUGACUAUACACUACUGUUCAAAAGUUUGGAGUCAGUAAAAAAAAA